UGCGGAGCCUGUGCUGGCAUCCCAGCCGCCUGUGUGCGGCGUGCGGGUCACCUCUGGGUCUGGGAGUGAGGCUCGGCCACUGACCCCUCCUCUGGGGGUCAGACUCGCCCGGCAGACCCCAUGAGAGGAUGGUGGACACACUGCAGUUCUUGGGACUUUCUGGGGUGUUCUGCUCCUUGAAACUGCCUCCUUGGCCCUGGCGUGAGUCCAGGCUGCCCUGUGAAAGCCACGCCCUCACCAGCCUGCAGGACUGGUUAGCCUCAGCAGGAAUCGCUGGGCUCCGUUCAGAGCCGGCAAGGGAAUGAACGCAAGCCGGAAAAGCCUGUGUUUUGGUUUGGAACUUUUGUUUUUAAUCCUCUCAUGGUGAGAUAAACUAGGCUAACAAAGCAUUUUUCCUGUAUUAUAAAGUUCAUCAAAGCAGACACCAGCAGAGCGACCUCUGUAAAAGUCACACCAGACUCUAAAGGACUUGAAACUAACCACCACCCAGACUCCUUCGGAGAUGCCUGCUGUUUUCGUGGCAGGAGAUAGAGAAGUGUCAUCGGUUGAGGCAGCCCAUGGGAUCUCAAGGCCACUGUCAGCUAGGCACCAUCUCUCCUUCCUUGCUUUCCUGCUGCUGCUGGACGGAGGCAUGUUCUCACCGUCCUCCCCGCCCACCGGGCUGCUAGAGAAAGUCUUCCAAUACAUCGAUCUCCAUCAGGAUGAAUUUGUACAGACGCUGAAGGAGUGGGUGGCGGUCGAGAGCGACUCGGUUCAGCCCGUGCUGCGCCUCCGACGAGAGCUGCUCAGAAUGAUGGGCCUGGCUGCAGAGCGGCUCCGGCUCCUGGGAGCCCGCGUGGACUCGGUGGACGCGGGGCUUCAGCAGCUGCCUGAUGGUCAGAGCCUCCCGAUACCUCCCAUCAUCCUGGCCGAACUGGGGGAUGAUCCCAAGAAGCCCACUGUGUGCUUCUACGGCCACUUAGACGUGCAGCCUGCCAGACAGGAGGACGGGUGGGUCACAGACCCUCACACGCUGACGGAGGUGGACGGAAAACUGUACGGCCGAGGAACGACAGACAACAAAGGCCCUGUUUUAGCGUGGAUCAACGCUGUGAGCACAUUCAGAGCCCUGGACGAGGAUCUGCCCGUGAACGUCAAAUUUGUCAUCGAGGGGAUGGAGGAGGCUGGUUCUCCUGCCCUGGAGGAACUUGUCCAGAAAGAGAAGGCCGGGUUCUUCUCAAGCGUAGACUACAUCGUGAUUUCAGACAAUCUGUGGAUCAGCCGGAGGACGCCCGCGCUCACGUAUGGGACGCGAGGCAACAGCUACUUCAUGGUGGAGGUGAAGUGCAGAGAUCAGGAUUUCCACUCGGGGACCUUUGGUGGGAUCCUUAACGAACCUAUGGCGGAUCUGGUCGCUCUUCUUGGCAGCCUGGUGGACUCUUCUGGCCGAAUUCUGAUCCCUGGAAUCUAUGACCACGUGGCUCCUGUUACAGAGGAGGAGAAGAGAACAUACGAAGCCAUCAAUCUGGACCUCGAGGAGUACCGGAAGAGCAGCCAGGUUAAGAAGUUUCUGUUUGACACCAAGGAGGAACUUCUAAUGCACCUGUGGCGAUACCCAUCUCUUUCUAUUCAUGGGAUUGAGGGCGCGUUUCAUGAGCCUGGAGCCAAGACAGUCAUCCCUGGCCGAGUGAUAGGAAAAUUUUCAAUCCGUCUAGUCCCUCACAUGAACAUGUCUGUGGUGGAGAAGCAGGUGAAGCAGCAUCUUGACUAUAUAUUCUCCAAAAGAAAUAGCUCCAACCAGAUGACUGUAUCUAUGACGCUAGGACUACACCCGUGGACUGCAAAUACUAGAGAUAAUCAGUAUCUUGCGGCAAAAAGAGCCAUCAAAACAGUGUUUGGGACAGAGCCAGACAUGAUCCGAGAUGGAUCAACCAUACCCAUUGCCAAAAUAUUCCAGGAUACCAUCCAGAAGAGUGUGAUGAUGCUUCCGCUGGGCGCUGUUGACGAUGGAGAGCAUUCUCAGAAUGAGAAAAUGAACAGGUGGAAUUACAUAGAGGGAUCCAAAUUAUUUGCUGCCUUUUUCCUGGAGAUGGCUAAGCUGCAUUAAUCAUGGUAGAAACCUUCCAGCCUAAGUCUGACCUACUGACAGAUCCCCUUUCACACAACCCUGGGCAGG
Molecule: messenger RNA, 2155 nt
Organism: Balaenoptera musculus (blue whale)
Lineage: Eukaryota; Metazoa; Chordata; Mammalia; Artiodactyla; Balaenopteridae
Gene: CNDP1
Product: carnosine dipeptidase 1
Exons: 13
Coding region: 503-2086 (527 amino acids)
Biological process (GO): proteolysis
Cellular component (GO): cytosol
Molecular function (GO): metallodipeptidase activity
Source: RefSeq, a predicted model, not a curated record